This is a messenger RNA of Rotaria sp. Silwood1, 630 nucleotides long. Lineage: Eukaryota; Metazoa; Rotifera; Eurotatoria; Philodinida; Philodinidae. The record is from the annotation of a GenBank genome assembly.
AUGAAUCGAAGUAUCUCUUUUAAAGUUGUUUUACUUGGCGAGGGUAGUGUUGGCAAGACAUCGAUUGUCCUACGGUACACAGAUAAUUUAUUUAAUGAUAAACAUAUCGAAACACAACAAGCGUCUUUUAAAACUAAAAAAUUGAAUUUAGAUGGGCGUCGUGUUGAAUUAUCCAUUUGGGAUACUGCAGGGCAAGAGCGAUUUCGAGCACUAGGUCCAUUAUACUAUCGUGAAGCUAAUGGUGCCAUAUUAGUUUUUGAUAUUACUGAUGACGAUUCAUUCAAUCAAGUUAAAAGUUGGGUUAAAGAAUUAAAACGAAUGUUAGGCGAUGAUGUUGCUUUAUGUAUUGUUGAAAACAAAAUUGAUCUUGAAAAAGAUCGUCAGGUAUCAAGACAAACAGCUGAAGAAUAUGCAAAAUCAGUCAAUGCUAAACUUUAUCAUACAUCAGCUAAAUUAAACAAAGGAAUUGAAGAACUUUUUAAUGAUUUAGCGAAUCGUAUGCUGGAAAAAGUCGGAUCAACUUCAACUACUUUCAAUACAAGUGGAAUUCUUCGACAAACUGGUAUUCCUAUUCAACCAACAUCGACGAAGGAACAGACUCAUGGAACGACAGGUCGAACGUGUUGUUAA